Molecule: messenger RNA, 786 nt
Organism: Amoebophrya sp. A25
Lineage: Eukaryota; Dinophyceae; Syndiniales; Amoebophryaceae
Source: the annotation of a GenBank genome assembly
GCCAUACCCGGACUGGCAGACAGCUUGCUCUGCGGAAGCGAUAUGGACUUUUUCCACCGCAAGCAGUAACCCGUACUUCGGGCAAGGGCAAACAAGAGUCGGCAAACUAGUAGAUCAUGAAGACAGAACUCAGAUCGAAGAAAGUGAAAUGCAGAUGGGCGAGUCCCUGUGGCUUUUCGAUUUGAAUCCUGACGAUGACAAAGCGUACGAACGAAAAUGGAAGGCGGUGUUUGACGAUGCGAAGUGGUGGUACGAGCAUGGUGAUGAUGGGUCCGAGUUGAAGCCGACUAGGACUACAAAAGCAGGUGCCGGAAAUCUGAAGGCUGCUAGUGAUUUGCCGAAACCUGAAGGCGUAGCGCCACAACGAAAAGGACAACAUCACACCUCCGACGGGCCGCGAAGGAAUGCGGAGAGAAAACAGGCACUAGAACAUCAAAAACAGAUCCUUAAGGAACAAAAAACCCUUGGGAAUGUGCCACCCCUGGGUGUUUCUGUAGACAUGACAUCAGACAUCAUCGACUGGAUCAACUCGAUCCGCACGCGAGAAAAGGUGGAGGGAGACGGACAAAAAUCAGGGAACAAUGGUGGAAACGAAAACGUGUCAGGAAGUGCCAAACUCAAAACAGUUCGAUUCAACGACGCACAGAAAAAUGUUGUAGAGCUCUUCUUCUGGCCUCGAUUCCUUUAUUACGUAGACGCCGAGGGCAAGGAGCUUGUAUCCACGCUUGAUCAGGCACUGGCACAGCUCACGGCGGAUGCGGAUCGUGCGGCUGUCCUUACCUUGCC